Molecule: messenger RNA, 1453 nt
Organism: Girardinichthys multiradiatus
Lineage: Eukaryota; Metazoa; Chordata; Actinopteri; Cyprinodontiformes; Goodeidae
Product: caspase a-like
Exons: 8
Coding region: 22-1179 (385 amino acids)
Biological process (GO): regulation of apoptotic process; proteolysis
Molecular function (GO): cysteine-type endopeptidase activity
Source: RefSeq, a predicted model, not a curated record
GGAACAUUUAACUUCACAGAGAUGGCUGACAAGGAGCUUGCCAGAGUAAGAGGGAGAUUUGUGGAAAAAGUCUCAAAGGCCCUAAUUAAACAGCUCCUGGAUGACCUUUUAGAAGAUCGUUUGUUGAACGAUGGCGAGACAGAUUCUGUGCUUGAGGACAACACUGGGAAAGCAGACAUGGCUCGCUGCCUCAUCGACAUGGUACGGAAGAAAGGGGAUAAAGCCAGCAGGAAGAUGAUUGAACACCUUGAAAACAGAGAUCCUACACUUUACUCUGAACUUGGCCUCACCUGUAAACCAACACCAGCUCCUCAGAAACAGCAUAGCUGGUCAAACACACUUGUCACCACGACAGACUCCUUCUGGAACGAGAAAAAGAAAUCUAAAGAUAUUUACAGCGUGUCAGACAAUUCCCUUAGAAGUCGUGUGGCCCUUUUAAUUACUAAUAGAAAUUUUGCUAAUAACAAAUUAACCAGAAAGGGAGCUGAGAAAGACGAGGAGAACAUGGAGAAACUGCUCAGAUCCUUGAGAUACGAGGUGGUGAAAUACAAUGAUCUCACUGCAAAGAGGAUGAAUGAAGCUCUGCAUACUUUCACAGAGCAUCCAAAGCUAAGAGAUACAGACAGCGUGUUUGUGGUGAUCAUGUCUCAUGGAAAACGGGAGUUUGUCCUUGGUGUUAAUCACAGCGAAGAAAACCCGGAUGAAUUCCCCGUUGACAACAUCUACAAAUACCUGGGUCCACAGGAAUGCCCUGCCUUAAUGAACAAACCAAAAAUCAUUAUCAUUCAGGCCUGCAGAGGAGAGUCUCGUGGAUCUGUGAUGGUCAGUGACAGUGCUUCAGCUGGAGUGGUCUCUGACGAUGCGUCACAGCAACUGCCUGCUAAUGUGGGCAACAUAGUUGGUGAUGCUAUCCGACACGUUCACAAAGAAAAGGACUUCAUUUCCCUCCUGUCCAGCACUCCUGAUACCGUCUCAUACAGAAGAGAGGAUUUGGGCUCCUUCCUGAUACAGUACAUCACUGAAGUCUUCAAUACCUGCUCCCACGAGGACGACAUCGAUGAACUUUUCAGAAAGGUCAUGCAGCGCUUUGAAGACUUUCCUGAUGAAACCAAAAGACAAAUGCCAACAAAAGACAGAUGCACUCUAACUAGGCGCUUCUACCUUUUUCCCGGCCACUGAGACAGCAACAUUUGGUAAAUCCAUGUGUUGUUAAGCUAACAUGCAUUCUUUGCUGUUUGAAAAACUACUGUUUGAAAUUGAAUUGUGCCAUUAAGAUACACCUAAUGUAUGUCUUUAUAAUAUGUGCACCUAAUAUGUGGGACUUUCUUUUUUAAAUGUUGGUCUUUCUUUAGAUUAUUAUUCAGAGUGUGAAUGAUUGGAUUAUUUUAUUAAGUAUUGACUACAUGUACUUAAAUUAGAUUCAGUUUCAUUCCUGAUAUUAGACUUUUACUAC